AUGGCUCUCCGGCGACUUCCUGGAGCCUUCUGGCGGCCAAUCUGCCGAGCCCAGAGUCAGAGGCGGCUCUCCAGUCACUUGAAGCCUUGGGAGAAGCUCUCGGAGUCCGAGAAGGCGGCCUGGGAGUCCCUCGGCCAUGGUGAGUCCUGGCAUCGCACGCCUCAGAAUCAGAAGAGCCUGGCGAGUUGGGGCCAGCUCCAGGCCCACCAGCAGGCUGCAGCCAAGCAUGGCCUUGGACUUCAUGAAGAAAGCUGGGAGAGGCUGAGGGCCCAGCUUCAGGCCGAAGCCGCGCCUAAGACACCUUCGGUGUCUUCCGGUGCUCCCUUGGCACCCGACGCCCCGGGCGCUGCCAGGGCCGGAGCAGGAUUGGCCGGCGUGGCCUGGUCCGUCUGCAAGACCUUGGCUCCAAUUGUCGGAGAUGCCCUCGACUCGGCCAAACACCCCGGCCUGCGCCUCCUGGGAGGAGCUUUCAGGUACAUGGCAGACGUAAACGAUACCUUGGCAGCUCCUGUCAAGGUGGAUGACAUCGAAACCAUAAUGUACUUGGACGACUCGGGCUCAAUGCGUGGUUCCGUCCAAGGCGUGUUUGGCAAGUCCGGCUUGCAGUUGGGCCAAGAUGCCUUGGAUCAGGUGGUCCCUCUACUUCAGGGACCAACGCGUAUUCUCAAGUUUGGAACCCUUCCCAAAGUGCUGCUUCCGAGAGAAGAGCUCUCUGCGUCACAAGAGACAGCUGCCACAGCAACGCUGCUCCAUAGCGUGGUGGCCGCUCAGUGGAACGGCACUUCCGGCGGGACCUACAUGUGGAAGAUGAUCGAAGAGGACGUGCGCUCGAGGUAUCUCCCUGGGCAUGGCCGUUUGCGCCUGAUUGUCAUCACAGACGGGGAGGAUACCCACUCCCCAGGUGUUUACUGCGGCAUUAAGGGCAUGGAUGCACUGAUGAAGGAGUUGCAAAAGCAGGGCUUCGACGUCGAAUGGCACAUAAUCAUCAUCGGCCGGUUCCAAGCUGCGGAGCGAAAGCGCUACGAGACCUUGGCGGGUGCCACCGGGGGCUCCUUCCUCGCACUGGAGGAGGCCGAAGCCUUCCAAAGCCCGGCCGCGCGGCGCUUUCUCGCAGCUCUCAAGGAGAACCCAGGCGCGCGGCAGGCCCGGCAACAGGCGUACUUGGCAGACACAGCUGCCGGCCGAAUGGAGCGGGUGGAGUGGUUCAAAGCCUUACCGCCGCCAGAAAAAGGGCUACAACGGGAAGUCCCGAUGUCCAGUGCGCCCGUGCUGAUUCCGAAGACCAGCAAUGACCGGGCCUUCCCUUUCACUUUCCUCCUCUUUGCCUCCGCUUUGGGUCUUCAGGCCAAGUUGCGGUUUUCAGAGCUGCGCCUGGCAGAGGCGGGCAAGCAGGCAAUGCGGGAGGCGUUCCAGUAUGAGCUCUUGACGGAGAUCCAGCAGAAGACCUUCGAAUCCAUCCGCAGUGGUGCCGAGGUCGUGGCGAGGGCGAAAACAGGCUCCGGGAAAACACUCAGUUUCCUACUCCCUUGCUUGGACAGGCUGCACGAAGAGCAGGCAGCUCCAGGCGAGAUUGCUGUUCUGGUUCUCACGCCCGUGCGUGAACUUUCCAUGCAGGUUGCGGCCGAAGCGGAGAAGCUGGCAAAGUACUACAGCAGCAGUAUGGUUUGCAUGACCGGCGGUGUGCGGUGGGAGGAGGACUUGGAAGCUCUGAACGCAGCAACGGGCGCAGUGACGUUGGUGGCCACCCCAGGCCGGCUACAGAGCCAUGCGACGAAGACAGAUGGCUUCGCCGAUCGGUUAGGCAAAGUGCAGAUCCUGGUCUUGGACGAAGUGGACCAGCUGGCCAGCGAUGUAUUUCGGCAAGCGACGCUGGACAUCGUCAAAGUGCUGCCUCCGGCAAGCCAGCGCCAGAGCCUGUUCUACUCCGCCACAAUGGGGGAUGCUGUCACAAAGUUGGUCAGCCAAAUUGGCAAACCAGAUCAUAUUUACGUGGAUGUCAUCCGCUCUGACGAUGUGUUGGUGCCCGAGCACAUCCGCCAGACGUAUACUGUCUUGCCGACGGAGCGCAUGACGGAAUGCCUAUGGGCAUCCCUCACCAUUGCAGCCGCGGAAGAGGAAGCGAAAGUCGUCGUGAUCUUCAUGACGGGCCGCAUCGCUGCCUACUACGCCGAAGCUUUUCGGAAGUCAGGCACCGAUCUGCCUGUCUUCGAGAUCCAUGCGCGAAGAAGUCAGAAGCAGAGGACAGAUGAGUCGGAGCGUUUUCGCGCAGCAACCCGCGGGGUGCUUUUCACAAGCGACGUGUCCUCUCGUGGGUUGGACUAUCCAGGGGUCACGCACGUGAUUCAGAUGGGGGCAGCCCACUCCAAAGCAGAAUAUGUUCACCGCCUUGGCCGCACCGGGCGCGCCGGCCGCGAGGGUCAGGGGUUGCUCCUGCUGCACGAGUUCGAACAAGGCUUUCUGGCAGAGGUUUCAGACCUCGGGAUUGCCGAGGUGCCCGCGCCUAACGCAGUGGGGGAAAUGCCAGACUUCAUCGGCAUGCCAAUCGCCAAGAACGUCAAGGCCCAGGCCUACUACUCCCGGAUCAACCACGUGAUGCGCAACUCGAGCCUUGGCAAGCUGGAAAUCAUGCGCGAGGCCAAGAGAUUUGCAGCAUCGGUCGGGGCACUCGAUGAGGAGGGUCGCCCGCCGGAGAUUACGCGCGAGAAUGCCGAGAAGAUGGACCGAUGUGCCCCGAUGCCCUGCUCCAGUGGCAAAUACGAUUUUGGCGUUCAGGGUCGCCGCUCCAGAUGUUUUUCGUUGGAUUUUGAAGGAAUGCUGGGGGGCGAUGGCUGGAUGAGCGGCCUCACUUUGGGCCUCGGGGGCCAAGCCAGCUGCUUUCGACCAGUCCCCAUCGACUGGGAGGAAGUCACCCGAUGCUGCGCCCCCGUGAUCGGAAGAUCGGGAAGUGCAGAACCUAGCUGCCCCUACACGCCCCAGGGGUUUGAGAUCUGCUGUGAAGCCAGCCUCAUUGCUGAAGUACCGACCGGGCCCAGGGAGAGGGAGGCUGGAGCGAGCGUGGCUGAGCUCGCUUUAGGGAUGAUGGCUGUGUCUGCAGGAACCCCUUGUGGAAGCGCAUGCCUCUGGGCCACGCUUCAGCAGAUCCGGGCCCAUGUGGCUUCAAGCUAUGCAGGAGCGGCAGCGUGGGGAAACUCCCGGUACUACCGAGUGAAUGCGGUGGGUCAAAUUCUGGUGCUAUGCUGGGUUGCCAUGAACCUCUUGCACACUGCAGUCACCGGACCCAACGAAGAGCUGCACUUACAGGUCUCUGACUUGCUGCUUCUCGUGGCCACGUCUUGGGAUUGCUGGGAGCAUGCUUUUGCUUUGAAGGUUCCACUCUUUCGACUUGUGGCGCGGCUCUUGCAUCUCGGUUCUCCUAUGAAACCGGGGCCACAGCCUGGGCUUCAUUGCAACGCCACCGGGAGCAGUCCAAAGCGACUGUUGAGACUCUGGCGACUCCAGUGGUCCUUGGUACAAGACGCCACCUCUGUGGCGACGUCCUACCUGCCGAUGGUGCAGGACUUCCUGAAGACCCCCUUUACACCAACCUCGGCUUGCGAGUGGCUGGCUGUUGCGGGACAGUAUGUGCUGACAUAUCGCUACUCCGAGCAUGGGUUUGUAGGAUUGGAAGAGAAGGAGAGCUUCCUUCAGUGGGCUGCUCGAGCCAUGACGAUGGCUUUGUUGAAGGCAGGGAGGGAAAAGGCAGCUGCGACGUUCCUGCAGAGCGCGUGGCCAGUGUUGUAUCUCCUAGCGGAUGCUUGCUGGAUGGGCCUCCUGCAACCUAGUCGACGUAACGUGGCAGAGUUCUUACAAUGGAUCGCUCCCUUGUUGCCCCAAAAACAUCCUGUAAUCUUCGAGGCUGGGAGCUUCGAUGGAAAGCAUUCGGAGCUCAUGGCCCACGCCUGGCCAGAGGGGAAAGUCUUUGUCUGGGAGGCAAACCCACUCCUGUGCAAGAAGGUGGAGAUGAAGCUGACGAGCCUUUCCAAUGUCGUAGUGAUGUGUGGUGGCCUCGGCACGUCUACUGGCACCACCAGCUUUUGGCACUGUGGUGAGGACGCCACUUUAUAUUAUGAAGAGGCAGUUGCCCGCUGUGCUGCGCGGGCGCUGGAGGUGGUGGAGGUGCCGACCGCCACUCUACAGGCAGCUUCAGAACGAUUGGGAGUGCGGCCCGAUUUCUUGUGGUUGGAUGUCGAGAGCGCGGAGCUGGACCUGCUAGGGGCGUCCGUCGCACCAAAGGGCACGACCCGAGGUCCUCCGGUUUUGGCAAAGGUGGCAGUCAUGAAGCUGGAAACGCGGGAGUCCGGCCUUUCGUCCUUGAAGGACCUUGAAGCCUUACUUGCUUGGGAAGGCUUCUCAUUGGUGUUGGCGCCCGCUAUGAUACUCUACCCGAGCACUCCAGUUUACCCUUUUGCCGGCUCUUUUGAUGCGAUUUUCAUCCGCAGGCAUGUCUUGGAGGAGCAUUUAGGCAUCCGGGACUCCUGGGCUUUUGAACUCGACGCGGUCAAUGUGCCGAGAGCAGCAGCAGAGGAUGUUGCGCAAAACGUAGCCGACAUCGAGGACCCUUGCAUCUACAUCGUUCCAUCGCCGACGAAGCCCGAUGGUUCGAUUCAGAGAGAGACGCUAGGUGUCUUGCAGAUUCGGCCUGGGGCUAGAUCUUGGUUUCCAAACACGCUUGUGAGAUCAACGGUUGUGCAGGAGGUGGUUCCUUCCGCGCCCGUGAUCACGAGCUACUGGUACUCCUUGACGCCGUAUCCAGCCAGCGAUCAUUACUUUCCCUACCACGAUGCUGGGUGUGCACAUGUGGUUGUAAUGAGCAAGGCCGGUUGGGAUCUUUUGAUCUGCUCCAGCACAUCUAGGCGGGACUUCCGGGGCCUCUUUCGCUACCCCGGUGGCGCCAGCUCCGUGACAUGGAACAAGCGCCCGCCGCCUCCGGUUCGGCGCAUUGCGGUGCGCAGGGGCAGGGAUAGCUCAGGUUGA
Symbiodinium necroappetens is the source of this 5013-nucleotide messenger RNA. Lineage: Eukaryota; Dinophyceae; Suessiales; Symbiodiniaceae. The record is from the annotation of a GenBank genome assembly.